CACUUUCUCCUCCAUUUCCUUCUUCUUCUUGUUGUUCAUGUUUUCACUUCACUUCAAAACCUUCUCUGUUCAGAAACAUACAGACCCGCUUUUCUUUCCUUCCCAUAUCUCCCUCUCCUUCUCUUUCUCUCCUGCCCUCAUUUUGAAAUGAAAACCCACCUCUAAUGGCUUUUCAAGACCACCACCAUACACCACAAGAAAUGGCUUUUCAACUACCACAACACCACCACAUCUCAGCCUCACCUUCCACCGGUCCCACAUGGCUAAGCAACGCAGUCCUCCGUAGACACGACGACGUUUUGACCCAAACCCGCAUCGAAAAACCCGAAAACAACACCAAUAAUGGAAGUGAAGAGGAAUUGACAGAUUCCGUUAGUGAUAAUUGGGAGAGAGCUAAAUGCAAAGCUGAGAUAUUAGGGCAUCCCUUAUAUGAACAGUUAUUGUCUGCUCACGUGGCUUGUUUAAGGAUUGCCACGCCAGUUGACCAGUUGGCUAGGAUUGAUACACAGUUGGCUCAGUCUCAAGAUGUUUUGGCUAAGUAUUCUGGUGUUGGUAGGAGCCAUGUUGUUGAUGAGAAAGAACUUGAUCAGUUCAUGACACAUUACGUUCUAUUGCUCUGUUCCUUCAAAGACCAAUUGCAACAACAUGUCCGUGUUCAUGCUAUGGAGGCUGUAAUGGCAUGCUGGGAACUUGAACAGUCUCUACAAAGUUUGACAGGUGUAUCUCCAGGGGAAGGCACUGGUGCAACUAUGUCUGAUGAUGAUGAUGACCAGGCAGAUAGUGAUGCCAACUUGUAUGAUGGAAAUCUUGAUGGGUUGGAUACCAUGGGAUUUGGUCCUCUAGUUCCCACUGAAACUGAGAGGUCCUUGAUGGAGCGUGUAAGGCAAGAAUUGAAGCAUGAGCUCAAACAGGAUUACAAGGAGAAGAUUGUGGACAUUAGAGAGGAAAUUCUACGUAAGAGAAGAGCUGGAAAACUGCCAGGUGAUACUACGUCCCUCUUAAAAGCUUGGUGGCAAACACAUUCCAAGUGGCCAUACCCAACUGAGGAAGACAAAGCAAGAUUGGUGCAGGAAACAGGUUUGCAAUUAAAGCAGAUAAAUAAUUGGUUCAUAAACCAAAGGAAAAGGAACUGGCACAGCAGUCCUUCAGGUUCUACUUCGAAGAGCAAACGAAAGAAGUAAGCUGCCUAUUAUAUGUGAACGUUAGCUCCUUAAGAACAAUUUGCUAAUUGUAAUGAAGAAAAUAACCAAUGCAGGUGAUACCAGCAUUAAACAUCUCGUAUAAAUGGAAUGCUAUUAUUUCCUUGUGUGCGUACCUGGGGAAGAGCAUCAGAGCACAUGUUGGAGGCAUUGUAAUGAGCAAGAAUUCUGUAAGGGUAGUAGGGAUGUUCUGUUUGGACAUCCCUGUGUUGCUCAUACUUGAAAGCUCAGCUUAAUUUGAAAGUGGCUGCAAUAUAUUCUAUAUGUAAAGAUGGUCUAAACUCAUUCACCUAUCAAUUCCAGUUGAGAAGUGUGCUUUGAAGGCAUACAUACUGAUACAAUAGAUGUCCCUAGCUUAUAAGCAUAUAAGAUUAAAGUAUUGGUUUGGAUAGCUUCCUUCCGAGCCACGGGCCUGUAAUUUUGCUGUUACUGGUUUAUAUUUCUAUAUUUGUGAUAAGAACAGCAACAGUAAAGGAAAUGUAAUUACAUCCUUUUUAACAUUCAAAA
Molecule: messenger RNA, 1706 nt
Organism: Populus euphratica (Euphrates poplar)
Lineage: Eukaryota; Viridiplantae; Streptophyta; Magnoliopsida; Malpighiales; Salicaceae
Product: homeobox protein knotted-1-like LET12
Exons: 5
Coding region: 165-1181 (338 amino acids)
Biological process (GO): regulation of DNA-templated transcription
Cellular component (GO): nucleus
Molecular function (GO): DNA binding
Source: RefSeq, a predicted model, not a curated record